AUGACAACUCAUAAACCAGCAAUAUCCGCAGCCUACUCCUCCUCCCAACCACCGCACACCUCAUACACAUUCCGUCAUAAGAUCGCCGCAUCUUUGGAGACGAACAGCCCACAACAAUCCGUCGCUGCGAAGAAGGCUUACCUCUCUGAACUACGUGAAGUAAACGUGUUCCUUACCGAGAGGAUGGAAGAAGAUAAGAAAAGGGCCGGAGAAGGGACAGGCAAGGAUGCGGAACAAGAAGCGAAGGAAGAGGAGAAUUACGGGGAGGAGAAUGUUGAGGAUGAUGCCUAG
Talaromyces stipitatus ATCC 10500 is the source of this 291-nucleotide messenger RNA. RefSeq lists its product as uncharacterized. NCBI's taxonomy places the organism in Eukaryota, Fungi, Ascomycota, Eurotiomycetes, Eurotiales, Trichocomaceae. Bases 1 to 291 code for a protein of 96 amino acids. The transcript has 2 exons. The record is from RefSeq and is a predicted model, not a curated record.